CGUGCACUCCCAGUUCCAUAUGCAUACUUUAUGUAAUGCUAUGAUAUUUAGAGAAUAGAUUUAGGUCUUGAGAUGUAAGUGUUUGGUGAAGGGAACACUAACUGAUUUACCAAUGUUUACCGGAAGAGUUCUAUCAUAAUACCGUUUAUGGUGUCACUUCAGGAAGAUGUGACGAAGACGAACACAACUGAGGAGAGUUCUCUGGGGCGGCAGCUGGUCAUGUAGGAAAUUAUGUAGCGGAGUACCUAGCAGGCUUCUUCUUCGAUGUAUCUAUGUUUCUGUUCCCCUGUCGUUUGUAUGUAUUGGGUUGAUGGAUGGAUGUAAAUUGUAUAUGAAUGUAUGUGAAUCAUUUAUCUAUCUAUCUAUCUGAAUAUCGACCUUUGUCUCAUCCCUCCUCAGUUAAUAACCACUCUAAUACCUUUCUUGUUGUUCUACAGCCACCUCCAAACUUUGUACGGACUAGAAACUGCAAUUUUAUUUAUUUAUUUUUUUUUAUAUCCUCUUCUUUGUACGUCCUUGUAAAUAUUUCAUAGUUUGUCUUUAGUUUUGUGAAUUGUUCCUUAAUGGCAGUGAAGGCUUAGUGUGUGUUAUGAUAAACGGUGAAAUAUGGGCUUGAGAUCUCCCCGACCACGAGAUUCAUGUUCUAUUGGAAGAUGAGUGAGGUGCUUUAUAUUCACUAACAUGCUCAUCUACUGGACCAAAGCAACCGGACGCACAUCACUAAUUAACGUACUAUUUAACACAACUCAUUCGGGAGACGCAGGCGCUGGCAUUGAAAAUAGCUGGGUGGCGCGCGGGACACGGGCAGGGGGCGGGUGGCGUGUGGGAGGAAGAUGGGGGAGGCGGCGAGAGUAGAGCAGCAGCUGGCCGCCACCCGCCAGUGUUACCGCCAUCCCGGGUCGGUGAGGAGUGAAGCCUACGUGCGUCUGUCUGCCUUCCGACCUCCACUUGAAUGAGCGGUGCACGGACAACAGUGAACGCUCUUGAAACGUGCUUACAUGAAAAAUUUAGAAACAUGUUUUAGCGCUUGUGUUUAUUUGCAUAGUGGUGUUUUAAACAAUUAUAAAAUACUGCAGCGAAGUGUCAGAGAUUUGCAGUUUUGUACGGAAACAUUUUAAUGGAAACCUACCGUGUUGCGUGAAAGGAAAAACGCAGGAAGCUGUAUAAUUUCACGCAUCCUCAUUCUGUCGUUAUAUUCUUUAGUGAACAAACAAGUGCACCCUUAAAGACUCAUUAGCGAGACCAGGGAGCGGUGAGACCCUUCCUCGAUCCACCUUGGCCCUUCUGGGAGACCGGGAGACCGCGAGCAUGGACCACCAUCGCGGCGGCCGGCAGGACCAGGAUGCAGGGGAGAGGGUGGGCAAGGAGCAGGCUGGUGGGCGUGGUGGCCCUCUUCACCUUCACCAUCUCCCUCCACGCUGGAUGCUAUCAAGACAAGCCGAUCAAGAUAUAUAGUUUGGAAGGCCGCCAGCCAGCGCCCACCAGCGGCCCCAGUGCCCCUUGUGCCUUCACUUGCGGCGUCCCCUCUCCCCUAUCCUCCUCAAAGUCCUUCAGCAUGUCAGCUGCUGCUGCUGCUGCUGCCGCCGCCACUGCUGCUGCCGCUGCUGCUGCCGCUGCUGCUGCUGCCGCUGCUGCUGCCGCUGCUGCUGCUGCCGCUGCCGCUGCUGCUGCCGCUGCUGCCGCCGCCGCCGCCGCCUGCGGCACUGCCACUUGUUUCGCCAUAUUCGACCAGGAUUCCAGGGUGAUCCAGAGCGCCUUCCUGCACGCCAUCCAGCACUACAGUCAAAACACCGCGGGCAGGAGGCUUCAGCUUCACGCCUUUGUGGGCAUCAUCAGUAUGGCUGAUGCCUUCAAGAUCUCCAGACUGAGUGGUAACACGGAGAGCAAGUGGAAGAAACCCUGGGAGACUUCCAUGACUCAGGAACAAGCACACCUCACUGGGAGCCUUGUGACUGGCAGGUGGUUCAGACCGACUGGGAGACAUGACGUCAGUGCCACCACGCAGGGAGUAAAACCAAGAGGAGGAAGAGGAGCAUUCAAGAGACAUCAGCUGGCCAGCAGUCCAUUCAGGAGUGCAGCCUCUACAAGUGGUGGAGGGCAUGGACACUUGGAUAUGGAUGACACUGGUUUGGGUGCCAAAUAUUAAUAGUGCACCUACACAAUUACCACACUCGCUCCUCUCACCAGGCUUAACUAUAAAUAAUUAAAGGUAAAUAACAUCUGUCAUCUAUUAUCUAUUGUAUUCUAUAUUGCUGUUAAUGUUUCAUGUAUAAUGUCUUUGCUUUCAAAUGCAAGUCAAAAGGGUGAACCCCAUUUAUAGUACUAUUCACGUUUGGCAAAUUUCACUUUUGACAUUGGUUUGGCUACACUAAUUGAACUGCUAACAGUGAGGGACUACUGUAAAUGUAGUAAUAAUUAUAAUAAUAAUAAUAAUAAUAAUAAUAAUAAUAAAAAGUAAUGAUAAAGUGCAAGACAUGUUCAUUAACGCAAUUAUUUUCUCCAAC
This is a messenger RNA of Scylla paramamosain (green mud crab), 2504 nucleotides long. Its product is annotated as antifreeze protein Maxi-like. NCBI's taxonomy places the organism in Eukaryota, Metazoa, Arthropoda, Malacostraca, Decapoda, Portunidae. The transcript is spliced from 7 exons. Bases 1343 to 2146 code for a protein of 267 amino acids. The record is from RefSeq and is a predicted model, not a curated record. Gene Ontology annotation, molecular function: ice binding.